Molecule: messenger RNA, 1026 nt
Organism: Dracunculus medinensis (Guinea worm)
Lineage: Eukaryota; Metazoa; Nematoda; Chromadorea; Rhabditida; Dracunculidae
Source: the annotation of a GenBank genome assembly
AUGGAAAUGGAAGAAAAUUUAUUUGUUAAGCCGGAAUAUAACGGUAAUUAUUUCAAAAAUCCGUCGUCAUUCGUAGGAUGGACGGGUUUGCCUAAUGUUUUGGCGAUACUAGGAUGGAUGAUGGGACCGAACAGUGGAAGACCUCCUUCGAAACAGGUUUUGGAUGAAACUUUACCCGUGUAUAAACCAUCAUUCGAUGUAAAUAAUUCGUCUUUACAAUGCACUUGGUUAGGACAUGCUACAGUUCUGGUACAUUUGGAUGGAAUUAAUUUUAUAACCGAUCCUGUUUGGUCGGAUACUGCUUCACCUUUUCGUACGUUUGGUCCGAAGCGAUAUCGUCAGCCGCCAUGUUCGAUCGACGAUUUACCAGAUCUAGAUUUUGCUGUAAUAUCACAUAAUCACUAUGAUCACUUUGAUGCGGAAGCGAUUCAGUCGUUAAAUAAACGAUUCAAAAGGAUGCAGUGGUAUGUCCCGUCGGGUUUAAAAACCUAUAUGCACAAAUAUGUCCCUGUAGAGAAUGUUCACGAACUCAGCUGGGGUGAAUCAAAAAAUCUGGUAAUUGGAGAUCGUGAAUAUUAUAUACAUUGUGUGCCUGCUCAACACUGGAGUCAGCGCGGGUUAUUUGAUCGUUACAAGACACUUUGGUCUGGAUGGGUAGUUGUGGGCCCAACGAAACGCUUUUAUUUCGCAGGUGAUACAGGCUAUUGCGAUGAAUUUCGAAAAAUAAAAAAAAUUUUUGGCCAAAUUGAUCUUGCCACCUUGCCGAUCGGUUGUUAUUCUCCUAGAUGGUUUAUGAAACCUCAACACAUUGAUCCUGCUGAAGCUGUACAAAUUCAUAAAGAUAUUGGAUCGAAGAAAUCAAUUGGAAUCCAUUGGGGAACCUAUGCAAUGGGAUCAACUGAGGCAUAUUUAGAACCUGCUGAUCUUUUACGAGAUGAAGUUAAAAAAGCUGGUUUGAAUGUUAAUGAUUUUAUCGUUUUGCAUCAUGGUCAGACAUGGACUGAAGUUAAUUGCGAUGAAAAAUAA